This is a messenger RNA of Danio rerio (zebrafish), 2357 nucleotides long. RefSeq names its product gap junction protein gamma 4b (gene gjc4b). Gene Ontology annotation, cellular component: gap junction; plasma membrane; connexin complex. Gene Ontology annotation, biological process: cell communication; transmembrane transport. NCBI's taxonomy places the organism in Eukaryota, Metazoa, Chordata, Actinopteri, Cypriniformes, Danionidae. The record is from RefSeq and is marked provisional.
AAAAACGACCCACAUGCUGCCAGACUCCGAAUGGGUUAAUGAAGAGCGUGUCUUUCAUCGUCAAAGAUAGCUGAGAAAUGUGGUGAUAUUAAACGCACCAGAACAAACUCUUGCGUAGGACGUAGCUGAGGAAAAGAGUGGAAAUCUACUCAUCGAGGACUGAGACGGUGGUACUUCUUGAAGCACCAUGAGCUGGAGUUUUCUUACGCGGUUGUUGGAUGAAAUCUCCAACCACUCCACCUUCGUGGGCAAGAUAUGGCUCACGUUAUUCAUCAUCUUCCGCAUUGUUUUGACUGUUGUGGGGGGAGAAUCGAUAUACUACGAUGAACAGAGCAAAUUUGUGUGUAAUACCCAGCAACCUGGUUGUGAGAACGUUUGCUACGAUGCAUUUGCACCACUCUCUCAUGUCCGGUUCUGGGUUUUCCAGAUCAUUUUGAUCACAACCCCCACUAUCAUGUACUUGGGAUUUGCUAUGCACAAGAUCGCUCGGUCAAAUGAUGUGGAGUACAGGCCAGUCAACAGGAAACGCAUGCCAAUGAUCAACCGCGGAGCCAACCGGGAUUAUGAGGAGGCCGAAGACAACGGUGAGGAAGAUCCUAUGAUUAUGGAAGAGAUCGUGCCUGAGAAAGAAAAGGCUCCAGAGAAGUCUGCUGUUAAACAUGACGGCCGGCGGAGAAUAAAGCGAGAUGGGCUCAUGAAGGUGUACAUCCUGCAGCUUCUGUCGAGGAUUAUUUUCGAGGUGGGCUUUCUCUUUGGCCAGUAUAUCCUGUAUGGUUUCGAGGUCGCCCCGUCAUACGUGUGCACUCGCAGUCCCUGCCCGCACACCGUAGACUGCUUUGUGUCACGUCCGACAGAGAAAACCAUCUUUCUGCUGAUUAUGUAUGCCGUGAGCUGUCUCUGCUUGUCUCUUACGGUGCUGGAGAUACUUCAUUUGGGCCUCAGCGGAAUUCGUGAUGCUUUUCGACGACGUGCACGCCAUCAAAGUGUUCAGCGCCCACGUGCCCCCAUAUGCAGACAGGUGCCCACUGCCCCGCCAGGGUACCACACUGCCCUGAAAAAAGACAAGCUGUCUUUGGGAAUGAAACCGGAGUAUAACUUGGACUCCGGUCGGGAGUCUUUUGGUGACGAGUCGUCAUCGCGAGACAUUGACCGCCUGCGCAGGCACCUGAAACUGGCUCAGCAACAUUUAGAUUUGGCCUAUCAGAAUGGCGAGAGCAGUCCUUCACGCAGCAGCAGCCCAGAGUCCAACGGCACUGCUGUCGAGCAGAACAGACUUAACUUUGCUCAGGAGAAGCAGGGGAGCAAAUGUGAAAAAGGGAUCCAUGCUUGAUUGAGACUCAUAGACUAUCAUUCGUCUGCUUUUCUUUGCAACGGAGCGCCUCACCUGGGAUUAGCAAUGCUCAUCUUGCAAAGUGGAAAGAGUCCAGUUUGUGUGUGUGUGUGUUGUGUGUUUUGUGUUUGGCUGCUGAACAUUGAGCGAAGCAUCAAGAGACUGAGUGUGGAACCUGUGUCCUACGCACACUGGUGAAUCUGUGAGAAUGUGUCAUGCAGUAUUAUGGCAAGUGAACGCCAUGUAGAAAAUCUCAGAAGCAGCAUUUCACCAGCCAGUUAUACUUGACAUCGGCCAGUCUGCCUGAUACUCCAAAGUGCCCAAAAGGUAGUUAGGAAAAUGUUUGUUAUACUCCUCUCUUACUAGGCGACUGUGCAAUGUCUCGUUUUUUUAUCAUCUCUUUUUAUUACGUAGGGGGGAAAAAAAUCAGUGGUUCUUCCAUUUGUUUACCACGCUUCUAAUGAAGUGCCAAGGGUUGCAUCUCAAAAAUGCCUUAAACUGGAGUUUACAUAUUAUCUUUGCCAUUCCAAAAUGAGAUGGACGAGCCAGUGUAAAACCACAUCAGAAAUGUAGUUUAGUGUAGUUAGAGCAUUUCUGUAGUUCUGUGUUUGGAGUAGUGUGUUUGUAACGGAAACCUGGAAAAUGCUUGAAUACUUGUGAAUCAAUUAUUGAUCUGCAAAGAAGCUUUUGAUUAUUUUAUUUGCAUAUUGUGUACUUGGUUGUAUAUGAGAAUUUUUGCUACUACCCCUAUUGGAACUGAAAGUCAUGGAGGCGAAUGUUUUAUAUGGUACCAAUGCAACUUUGUUUUUCUUUUUGUCUUGAAACUGUUUAAAGUAUAAGAGUUUAAUGUCUGUCAACACCCAGGUUUUCCAACUUUUGAUACUUUUUUCAACAAUACUUUUUCAACUUUUGAUACUUUUUCAACUUUGAUACUUUUUUUUUUUUAUAUCUUCCAAAACAUUUUGUACGAUUUUUUGUAAGGUAUUUUGUACACUGUCCAAAUAAAUCUUUUGUUUAAGAAUUGCAA